AUGUUGUUUCCCAGACCCAAACGGACCGCUGCCCCCGGCGUCAAGAUUUGCUUCAAUGACAACAGUGACGCAGGGCGUCGUAUAUUCUACAUCGAUAUCAAGGAUGUGAGAAAAUGGCGAGACGCGUUCAAGCCACAGAGGCUUGAUAUCAAAGCAGACCGAAGGCGUCAAAACACCCGCACAUCAACGGGUCAACGGGCCAUCGCCAACAGCUCCUUCGUUAUUUGCAACCAAAAGGAUACGCCCACUCCAGAACGCGAGCCAGAAUCCAUGGGCAGUGAAUCACCAUGUGACUCCCUGAUUUUCACAAGGGAGAAAAUGGAUCUUUUUGGAGACACGAAAUACAAUGGCACAGUUGAUACCGAAAUGAUUGCAGAACGGGCCAAGACCGAAAGGAUCCUCGAAGGGCAGAGCGAUGGACCCAGUGAGCUUCCUGCUUACCAUCCCAGCCAACGAGCAUUUCUCAUUGUUCGGAAAUUGAGGGGCCGUUUCCUGGUUACCUGUUCUGUACGAAACAUUAAUGCUUGCAGCCACGCGGAACUCCUGAAGCUCAUGUGGCAGAUGGAGAUGAACGGAUGGAACGACAUGAUCUAUGUCACCCAGAAGGACGAGGAGGUCCCUUACCGCAUCGAAAGUAAGGAAAAAACCGAAGUGUUGGAAUGGGGACGCUUUGAAGAUGACUAUGAGACUCCACCGAUGCCAGCUAACGAGGCCAGGAGAGUUGAGAAGUCCUCAAUAGGCCUUCAGACUGGUUGUUCUUGA
Molecule: messenger RNA, 762 nt
Organism: Fusarium subglutinans
Lineage: Eukaryota; Fungi; Ascomycota; Sordariomycetes; Hypocreales; Nectriaceae
Exons: 3
Coding region: 1-762 (253 amino acids)
Source: RefSeq, a predicted model, not a curated record